Arxiozyma heterogenica is the source of this 1869-nucleotide messenger RNA. It is a transcript of the gene SMN1, whose product is annotated as Smn1p. Gene Ontology annotation, cellular component: cytosol. Gene Ontology annotation, molecular function: hydrolase activity. Lineage: Eukaryota; Fungi; Ascomycota; Saccharomycetes; Saccharomycetales; Saccharomycetaceae. Bases 1 to 1869 code for a protein of 622 amino acids. Gene Ontology annotation, biological process: nucleotide catabolic process. The record is from RefSeq and is a predicted model, not a curated record. The transcript has a single exon.
AUGAUAUUAUCCAAAAUUGGAUUCAUUGUUGUAUUUACUUUUUUUUUAACUAUUUUUGGCAGUCCUAUUGAUAAAAAAGAAAUCCAAACAAAUUUUGACCUUUCAGAUGAUACGCAUGAUGAUACUGAUUUCAACUUAAAAGAUGGACUUGAAGAUUUACGGAGUUUAAGAUUAGGACAAAUCAAUUUUUUACAUACUACGGAUACUCAUGGAUGGUUGGGUUCACAUCCAAAUCAAAUAAAUUAUAAUGCUAAUUGGGGUCAUUUUAUCUCUUUUAUCGAAUUGUUCAAAAGAUAUCGUAUUGAUAAAGAGAAACAGGAUAUAUUAAUUAUUGAUACUGGCGAUAAACAUGAUGGUAGUGGGCUUAGUGAUGCAACUGCACCUAAUGGAAUAGCGAGCACUAAAAUUUUUAAUGAAAUGGACUAUGACUUAUUGACUUUAGGAAAUCAUGAAUUAUAUAAUAAAGAAAGAGUUGUCUUAGAAUACUAUACUACUGCUUUAUCUUCUAAAUUCAAGGAUAAAUAUGUAGCCAGUAAUGUUGAUUUUAUUUUGAAAAAUGAAACACUAGUACCCUUUGGAAAUAAAUACGUUUAUAUGGAGACCCCUGUAAAUCAUUUAAGAAUUAUAGCUCUGUCUUUUAUCUUUAAUUUUCAGAAUAAUAAUCCAAGGGCCAAAGUAACUCCAGUAUUGCAAUCUUUACAAUCUGGGUGGUUUCAAAAUAUUCUUACCCAAUAUCCAGAGUGUAAAUUAGACAUGAUUGUUAUAUUUGGCCAUAUUCCUGCUAGAGAUAAGGAAAAUCAUGAACUUAAAGAUUUACAUGACUUCCUUAGACAGUACUAUCCAAAUAUUGUAAUUCAAUAUUUUAGUGGCCAUACUCAUAUUCGUGAUUUUGUUGAAUUCGAUUCCAAAAGCACGUGCUUGCAAAGUGGAAGAUUUUCAGAAACUGUAGGCUUCUUAUCUAUAGAUAAUGUGACUGAUAAUCAACCAAAUUUUUCCAGAAGUUACAUUGAUUUUAACAAACAAUCUUUCAAAUUCCACAGUAAUAGUUCUCAUUUAUAUACAAAGAGAGGUUCCAAUGUCAUUCAAGAGAUAAAUCUAUUGAAAAAAAGCUUACAAUUAGACGAACAAUUUGGUAUGGUUCCUCAAAAUUACUAUAUGAUGACACGACCUAUUGAAUCUGAAGAAAAUAUUUAUCAUCUAAUAAAACAUAAAGUGUUACCAAAAUUGAAAUCCACCUCAGUUCCUGCUGAUGAAUUAUCGUUUAAUAGAAUAGUUAUGUUAAACACUGGUGCUAUAAGAUUUGACCUUUAUAAAGGUCCCUUUACAAGAGAUACAGAAUUCAGUAUUUUACCCUUUGACAAUAAUUGGAAUUAUUUGAAGUUGGAGAAAUGGGUAGCUAUCCAAAUUGAAGAUUUCUUAAAUCACCGACCUGUUAUUUCCAUGCUAAAUUCUCCGGAACAACACUUUUUACAUGAUAUAGUAUCUGAUACGGAAGCUUAUAUCCAAAGUGACAGAUACAACCCAAAUAAACUUCAACAUUGUCCUUUCAUCAAUAAUCCUAAACUAAGUGAAGGUUACACAACUAAUGAUGAUUAUGGUUGUGAUGGGGAUGACACACCUCACAGUUCUCAAAGGAUAUAUCCUAUGCCAAAUGUGAUUCAAUCAAAUACUUUCUCACCAGAAAAAGGAGAGAAUAAUAGAAAUGAAAUUAUUGAUUUUAUAUUUUUCAGCUAUUUGAAGAAAGAUAUUUUGCAUGCACUACGCUAUAUUGAUCCAUCAAAGAGUUACGAUGAAAGUGAAGUCAGGGAUUAUGGAGGUAAACCUCUUAAACAAUUACUCCGUGAUUACAUUGUUGAAACUAACACCUGA